Molecule: messenger RNA, 1528 nt
Organism: Lolium rigidum
Lineage: Eukaryota; Viridiplantae; Streptophyta; Magnoliopsida; Poales; Poaceae
Product: serine/arginine-rich splicing factor SR45-like
Exons: 12
Coding region: 17-1237 (406 amino acids)
Biological process (GO): mRNA splicing, via spliceosome
Cellular component (GO): nucleoplasm; cytoplasm; ASAP complex
Molecular function (GO): RNA binding
Source: RefSeq, a predicted model, not a curated record
CGCGGGGAGACGGACGAUGGCGAAGCCCCGCCGCGGCCGCUCCGGCUCGCGGUCCUCCUCGGGCUCCUCCUCCCGCUCCGCGUCCUCCGGCUCCGGCUCGUCCCGCUCGCGCUCCCGCUCCCGCUCCCUCUCCUCCUCCUCCCCGUCCCGGAGCCGCUCCCCUCCCGCCGCCAAGCGCAGUUCACCUGGAGCGCGGAAAGGUCGAUCUCCUUCACCAGCCCCUAAAAAAGGUUCACCAUCAAGGAAAGGCCGCUCACCAUCACCUCCACCUAAAAAAGCUUCACCUCCUAGGAAAUCAUCUCCUGCUCCUGAGUCGGUUGUUCUACAUGUUGAUCAUCUAUCCAGGAACGUUAAUGAGGCUCAUUUAAAAGAGAUAUUUGGAAAUUUUGGCGAAGUGGUGAAUGUGGAGCUAUCAAUGGACCGAAUUGUUAAUCUUCCUCGUGGGUAUGGAUAUGUUGAGUACAAGAAGAGGGCUGAUGCUGAGAAGGCUCUUCUUUACAUGGAUGGUGCUCAAAUUGAUGGAAAUGUUGUUAAGUUGAGAUUCACGCUGACACCACGCCAAAAGCCUUCUUCACCUACAAAGCCACUGCCCCCUCCUCCAAAAAGAGAUGCUCCUCAGAAUGAUAAAGGUGCUGCUAGUGUUGAAAAGGAUGCCCAGCAGCGGCCUAGGGAACCAUCUCCACGAAGAAAGCCACCUUCACCUCCGCGUAAGCGGUCUCCCCCAAUUCGUCGUGGUGAUUCUCCGAUUCGUCGUCGACCAGACCCAUCCCCUGUUAGGCGUGGUAGACCAGGAUCUCCAAUUAGAAGACGUUCUCCUUCACCACCUAGAAGGCAUAGGUCACCGAUGAGGAGGGGUCGUGGCAGCCCAUCACCACGCAGACGCUCCCCUGGGCCUCUUAGGCGCUCACCUGGGCCUCCUAGAAGACGGUCACCACCCCCAAGGAGAAUGAGAAGCCCCCCAAGAAGGCCACCACCACCACCUCCACGUCGUCAUAGUCGUUCCCCUCCUCCUCGCCGCCCUCUUCACUCUCGCUCCAGAUCGAUUUCUCCUCGCAGGGGCCGAGGGCCUCCACUGAGGCGUGGAAGGUCAGAUUCAUCCUAUUCUGCAUCACCCAGUCCUCCAAGGAAGGGACCAAGAAGGGUAUCAAGGAGCCGCAGUCCUAGAAGGGGUCCUAGAGGAAGGAGCUCCAGCGGUAGCGGGAGCAGCAGCUCACCUUCCCCCAGGCCACGCAAGUAGAACUCAUGGCAUGUGUGCUCCUGGCAGGUAAGAUUUCUUUUCUCUUGGCAGGUAAAACUGGCUGUGAGCUCAAGUGGUGAUUCGAGGGGGUGCGAACGUUGAGAGCUUCCAAUGGAUCAGCUGUCUUAGCAUGCUGUGGUGAAGUUCGUUCCUGGAAUUUGUACUUGGAGAUACGCUAUGUGUCUUGUACUUAAAAUACUUCUAAAUUCUGAAGCUGCUGCUCUCCUGUGCUCAUCUGAAUUAGUACGUCAUAUUUGAAUUGAGCUUUUAAGUCUACUGUUGCUUCCUGAA